AUGACAGGAAGGGAGUUUUUCUCUCGUUUCCCAGAACUCUAUCCCUUUCUUCUCAAGCAGUUGGAAACUGUAGCCAAUACGGUGGACAGUGACAGGGGAGAACCAAGUCGUCAUCCCAGCAUGUUCCUCUUACUUCUGGUGUUGGAGCGGCUCUAUCCUUCCCCGAUGGAUGGCACUUCUUCGGCUCUCAGCAUGGCACCGUUUGUUCCCUUCAUUAUGAGGUGCGGUCACUCACCUGUCUACCGCUCCCGUGAAAUGGCAGCUCGUGCCUUGGUCCCGUUUGUUAUGGCAGACCACGUUCCUAGGACCAUCCGAACCCUGCUGGCCACACUUCCCAACCACACUGACCAGUGUUUCCGGCAAAACCAUAUUCACGGGACACUUCUUCAGGUCUUACAUUUGUUACAAGCCUACUCAGACUCCAGACACAGAACAAAUUCCAACUUGCAGCAGGAGCUGACUGACCUCACUGUCUGCACCAAAGCCAAACUCUGGCUGGCCAAGAGGCAAAAUCCAUGUUUGGUGACCAGAGCUGUAUAUAUCGACAUUCUCUUCCUGUUGACCUGCUGCCUCGACAAACCCACGAAGGGCACCCAGCCAGUUCUGGAGAGUCUUGGCUUCUGGGAGGAAGUCAGGGGGAUCAUCUCAGAAUCAGAGCUGCUCACGGGACCUCCCUGUACCUUCAGGGUACCAGGCCUACCCCAGUACCUCCAGAGCCUCACCAAACUGGCCAUCGCCGCCAUGUGGACAGUGGUAGCCACGGCUGGGGAGCAAACCGGAGAUGCUCCCAUCUCCUUCUCACAGCUGUUAGAGUCUUCCUUCCCUGAAGUGCGCUCGCUGGCUCUGGAUGCCCUUUUGGAAAAGUUCUCGUCAGCAGCCUCUGGAUCAGGAGAGAAGGGACUGCCACCAUUGCUGCGCAACAUGGGAGAGAAGUUCUUAUUGCUGGUGAUGAAGGAAGAUCACCCGGAGUGCUUCUGCAAGAUACUGAAAAUUCUUCACUGCAUGGACCCCAGUGAGUGGCUCUCCCAGACGGAGCCCUGUGUCCAUCUAACCCCCAAGGAGUUCUUGACCUGGACAAUGGACAUUGCCUCGAAUGAAAGAUCUGAAAUUCAGAGCGUAGCCCUGAGACUUGCCUCAAAAGUAAUUGUCCACUACAUGCAGACACAUGAGGAGAGUGGGGCCUCGCUGGCUGUGGAGCUCAAGCGGUGGGCUCAGCUGGUCGUCUUGUCCUGUGGAGACCAUCUGCCCACAGAGUCCAGGCUGGCCGCUGCUGAAGUCCUCACCAGCACCACACCUUUCUUCCUCACCAACCCCAAUCCAACCCUUGAGUUGCAGGAUACACUUGCUCUCUGGAGAUGCGUGCUCACCCUCUUGCAGAGUGAGGAGCAAGCCGUCCGAGAUGCAGCCACAGAAACCGUGACGACCGCCAUGUCACAAGAAAAUACCUGCCAAUCAACAGAAUUCGCUUCUUGCCAAGUGGACGCCUCCAUCGCUCUGGCCCUCGCCCUGGCCGUCCUGUGUGACCUGCUCCAGCAGUGGGACCAGCUGGCCCCUGGACUGCCCAUCCUGCUAGGAUGGCUGUUGGGAGAGGAGGACAACCUCAUCUGCAUGGAGAAUGCACAUCAGGUGGAAGACGACUACCUGUUUGAAAAAGCAGAAGUUAACUUUUGGGCUGAGACCCUGAUCUUUGUGAAAUACCUCUGCAGGCAGCUCUUCCAUCUCCUCUCUAAGUCUGGCUGGCGUCCUCCCAGUCAGGAGACACUCCAUCACCUGCGAAUGAUGGUGUCAGAGCAGCGCCACCUCCUCUCUCAGCUCUUCAGAGAGCUUCCCCCGGCGGCAGAGUUUGUGAAGACAGUGGAGUUCACGAGGCUGCGCAUUCAGGAGGAGAGGACCUUGGCGUGCUCCAGGCUGUUGGCACUGAUCGGACCAAAGGAAGGGGAAGACACCCUGGUUCUCAGCGCUCCAGACUCUCCUGCAGAAGUGAAUCUGUUAACUCUCCCAAGGGCAGAAAUGGCAUGUUGAAGAAAAGACCAUUUGGGGAGGGUGGGAGUACAUCUGGAACAUUCCUGCAGGAAAUGAAUGAGCAGAAAAGAUAUCGACCAUAAAUUCAGAAAACGUCCCCCUCCAUGCCUCCACCACUUCUGAGUGUAGUCUCCUGUCACUUCUCACAGUUUCCCUCAGUUCACUCACUCAAGGCAGCCUCGUUUAUUGCAGCUACUGUAGGAAGCAAGGCUACCACACUGAAUAUUCACUGCCCAGGUGCAGGCCACCUGCAGGCCCCCUUCAUCCCUCAGGGCCUCUAACACCCAGCCUUAAGCACCCUGCAUUUUCUGUGACGUGACUACACAGAACUGGGUUUUAGCAAACACACGAUUUCCCCCGCCACUUUUUAUUGGGAGGGUGGGGGAGCACCAUAUAGGGGCUGGAUUAGCUUGCCAACAGCCCAUUAGUCAGAUGACUAAAUUUUAUUUCAGUGUAGCAAAGCAGAAAUAUGUUCCAAAUGUUGAGUCCUGGGAGAACUAAGACUCAACCUUAAAAUGAUUCAUACACAUCAUUUUGUUUUUAUUUUCUGCAUGCAUAAGUCCCACAGUCCAUCCUAACUACUAAAGGAGCCUUUGAGAGCUCCCUCUGUCUCUCCCAAACAUACGUGCACUAAUGCUGGAAAACCUGAUUUGCACCCAGUGAAAGCAUACACUGAGCUGUUACAAGGAACCUGGGGAAAGAGCCAGAACAUGAAUAAAUGACUUAUUUGGUACCCAUA
Tupaia belangeri chinensis (Chinese tree shrew) is the source of this 2761-nucleotide messenger RNA. RefSeq names its product thyroid adenoma-associated protein. Gene Ontology annotation, biological process: tRNA methylation. The coding region runs from base 1 to 2022 and encodes 673 amino acids. NCBI's taxonomy places the organism in Eukaryota, Metazoa, Chordata, Mammalia, Scandentia, Tupaiidae. Gene Ontology annotation, cellular component: cytosol. The record is from RefSeq and is a predicted model, not a curated record. The transcript has 12 exons.